This is a messenger RNA of Carcharodon carcharias (great white shark), 897 nucleotides long. Its product is annotated as repressed by EFG1 protein 1-like. The transcript has 6 exons. The record is from RefSeq and is a predicted model, not a curated record. Lineage: Eukaryota; Metazoa; Chordata; Chondrichthyes; Lamniformes; Lamnidae. Bases 1 to 897 code for a protein of 298 amino acids.
AUGUGUUGUCUUAUUUCAGGCAAGGAUCCAGUGGUCGCUUGGUAUAAUGAAAUCAGUGACUAUGACUUUAGCAGUCCUGGUUUUAGCACCCUGACAGGUCAAUUUACCCAGAUGUUAUGGUUGGCAACCACACAUUUUGGCAUUGCGUUUGCAAAGAGUGACAAGGGAAUAUAUGUAGUGGCACAGUACAGCCCAGCUGGAAACAUCGUUGAUCAACAUUCCUUCCAAACAAAUGUGCUGCCACCAGACUCACUUUCCUUGGAUUUAAAAGAUAAGCAGGAUUCAGGUUCCCAACAAACAUCCAGUGAGGACAGUACAGCAGAUCUGAGUGCAUUUGAGAAAGAGGCAUUGGCUGCUCACAAUACAUACAGGGCUCGUCAUAACACAGCACCUCUCUCGCUCAAUAAAGAAUUGAGCAAGGAUUGCAGGGUGUGGGCAAAUGUCCUUACACAGGAUGGUGUCAUUGCGCAAAGUCCAACCAACUUUGGUGAGAAUAUCUGGUCUAAUCCAAGCAUCACUGAAGGAGAAAUCUCAGGCAAAGAACCUGUGGAUGCCUGGUACGCUGAAAUGAAGUAUUAUGACUAUGAAAAACCCGGUCUCUCCGAGAAAACAGAGCACUUCACUCAAAUGAUGUGGAAGGAAACCACGGACAUGGGGAUUGCGUAUGUCGUGAGUGAUAAAGGGGCCUUUGUGGUGGCUCAGUAUAAGCCACGCGGGAAUGCCACCAAGGUAGAAACUUUUGUCAAGAAUGUACUACCACUGGAUGCAGCAUAUAGCGAGCCUCUUUUCAAAGCAGAGGCUCCUGAAGGGGAGGCAAUGCCAGCACCUGCGGGAUCACCUCCAGAGAAAACGUACGCAGCUUAUUCAUAUUUUCCCAAAAAUAUACCUUGCUUGUGA